Molecule: messenger RNA, 3181 nt
Organism: Mycetomoellerius zeteki
Lineage: Eukaryota; Metazoa; Arthropoda; Insecta; Hymenoptera; Formicidae
Product: FK506-binding protein 5
Exons: 5
Coding region: 135-2693 (852 amino acids)
Molecular function (GO): protein-containing complex binding; intracellularly cyclic nucleotide-activated monoatomic cation channel activity
Source: RefSeq, a predicted model, not a curated record
UCUUCACGAUAAUCAGCUACUUGUCUGGCGUCUUCGUAUUCGCGACCAUCGUCGGCCAGGUUGGCACCAUCAUCAAAAACAGGAAUGUGAGCCGUCUUGAGUUUGAAAGGAUUCUGGAUGGUGCCAAGACCUACAUGAGGCAUCACAAGGUUCCGGAUGAUAUGAAACGACGGGUGCUCAGAUGGUACGACUACAGCUAUUCGCGCGGCCGGGUACAAGGCGGGGGUGAUAUCAACACCGCCCUCGCUCUACUCCCGGACAAGUUCAAGACCGAGUUGGCGUUGCACGUGAAUCUCGCAGUACUGAAGAAGGUUAUCAUUUUCCAGGAAUGUCAACCAGAAUUUCUGCGUGAUCUCGUUCUGAAAAUGAAGGCCGACAUAUUCACCCCUGGCGAUUUCAUAUGUCGGAAAGGCGAAGUUGCCCGUGAGAUGUUCAUAAUAGCUGACGGUAUACUGGAUGUGGUCGACGAAAACGGUAGAAUACUCACAACACUCGAGGCCGGAGACUUUUUCGGCGAGAUUGGUAUGCUCAAUCUGGACGGAUUAAAUAAACGUACAGCCGAUGUUCGUUCGGUGGGUUACUCCGAACUGUUUCGUCUAUCGCGGGAGGACGUGCUGGCGGCGAUGUCGGACUACCCGGAGGCGGAAGAAAUCCUGCUAGAUAUGGGUCGAAAGAGGCUGAUAGAAGCGCAGAGAAUGGUAGCGGAAACAUCCGAGUGCAUACCUCUAUCCCCCGGUCAUGAUUCGUCCGACAACAGCACCAGUAAGAAGAUCGUCGAUAAGCUGAAGAGUGACGUGAAGGGCCUGAAGAAUGUUCUGCGGAAGAGUAGGCGCAACACUCUGUCGGAAGAGGACCUGGAGCUCCAGCCAUUAGCGCCGAAGAUGCCGAUGUUGAGACGGCAGCAGAAGAUGGACCUGUGUGUACCUAUAAAUACUCAGGAGCAGCCGGCGUCACCGCUGGGCGCCGGUUUUCCGCUGCUGUCCGAGCUCAGGUUGUUGAAGGAAGAGGAGGAGAGGGAGGAACGGUGUAAUUUGAUGGACACAUCGAGCCACACGGUAGAACUACACAUACCACCAGUCUCGGAGGCCUUGAACCCCACCACUCCUAACCUGACUUUACAGAAAAUAUUUCCGCAAAAAAACGAGCUAGAGAUCAUUCAAAUAGAGAGAGAAAUGUCCACCAAGGAGUCCCUGCUGCCUAGAAACAUUCCCGAGAAGACGAGCACGCAAUUGGACAAGAAGUCGUUCUCGAAUGGUCAGAGUGUCGCUAUAAUCACUGUGACGCAGGUUGAGACACGCACGGUCAAGCCAUCUUGGACCAUGAUGAAAAAUGCAUUGACUCCCAAGGAUAAUUCGUCGCAGAGAAGUUCACCAGCCAAAAAAUUGCAGCAAACCAAAAUGUAUGCUUCACUUGACGAUCUCUCGCCAGAGUACUGCGGUCUGCCAUUCGUUAAGCAGCUUAAAAUCCUCAACGAAAGGCAGAAGCUGGCCGAACUGGAGACAGCGGUUAGAAGCUCAUCCCUCGAUUGCGGCGAAAACGUCGAGCCGGAGUUUGACAGCAACCUCACGAGAAGCCACUCAGAGGCCUGUGCCAUCGAGUACGUCAGGAAGUUGGCUAAAUAUAAUCAAGAUCGACAAGCGGCGGCACCAGAACUAUCGUCGGAAAAUGAAACUUUGGAAAGGCAAAAUUUGAAGAGUAUUUUAAAGCAACUGUCAGCCAGUAAGGCUGGCAGUUCUAAAACUUCGGCAUCUUAUCAUGAAGCUGAAUUGAUGAGAAAGCCGACAGUUGAAGGUUAUGUCGCAAGGCAUUCAAAACUAUUCAAAAGUGUAACUUUUAAUAAAUACACACUUCAGAGUCCACCAUCUGAGCUGCCGCCACAUGGUAAAUUAUGUUUCCGUCCUAUCUUGCAAACGACGUCCCGGCCGCGCGAGGAGGAAUGUCCAAAUGAAUUGCUCUCGGGUUUCGGGGAUGUCAUCAAGACAACCUUGGAGGACGUACAAAAUAAAUUCCAACAAAAGUUUAUGUCGCUCGAAUUGGAGAUUCGUAAACGAGAUGAAAUUAUAUUGCAAUUGCGAUUCCGAAUUCACGAAUUGGAACAAGGAAAAAUGAAUAGCACCGAACAGGACGUGGAUGAUCUCGAUGAAGAUCAUCCCUUUGUGCGACAUAAUUCGACAGAUACGGUUAUUAAUUCUAUACCGUCCCAAGAUCAACACUCGUCUUCAUUGGUCGUCUCAAGCUCCCGCGGCAAGCAAUCGUGGGAAGAACAUACAGAAAAAGAAACCUUAGAACUAAAGGAAUUACCCAGCUCCAUAAUUCCCCAAAGAUUAUCGCGGGAGGAUGUGACAAUCGAUAUUGACUCACACAGCAACAAUAGAUUGAAUAAAGAAUUUUAUGUCUGUAGUUGUCACAAGGGCGACAGCCAUGAGAACAAUGAGAAAGAUAAAAAAGAGAAGGAGGAGGAGGAAGAGGAGGAGGAGGAGGAGGAGGAGGAGGAGGAGGAGGAGGAGGAGGAUGAGGAGGAGGAAGAAGAGGAGGGGGAGAGAGAGGAUGAGGAUGUAGAUGAGGAGGAGGAUGAUGAUGAGGAGGAAGAUAAAAUUGCUAGGCAGGGUGACUUCAAUAACUGGGAAGUCACUCUGCUGGCAAAACAGCUAGAGGAGAAGAGAAGAAGUGGCGAUAAUGCUAACUUUGAUUAAUGAGAUUCAUUAAUGAGAUUUGCUAUCAUUUUCAUUAAUGAGAUUCUAGAAGGGGUAGACCUCAGGGGUAGACCUUAAACGAUUCGGUGUCAACCCCCCAAGUUUGGGUGUGGCUCAAUUUUUGGUGUUGCGUUCCAAAUGAUUCGGUGUCAAUUUCUAAAUUUGGGAGUUAACUCUCAAUCAAUUUUCGAUGUUGAGCUCUAAGAUGACAUUCAGUGUCAACUCCUAAGCUUAGAUGUAACUCUCAAUGUUUUGUGUCAAGUCUCAAAUGAUUCGGUAUCAACCCUCCAAGUUUGGGUGUGGCUCAAUUUUUGGUAUUGCGUUCCAAAUGAUUCGGUGUCAAUUUCUAAAUUUGGGAGUUGAUUCUCAAUCAAUUUUUGAUGUGCUAUAAGAUGAUUCGGUGUCAACUCUCAAGCUUGGAUGUAACUCUCAAUGUUUUGUGUCAAGUCUCAAAUGAUUCGGUAUCAACCCUCCAAGUUUGGGUGUGG